CAGAGACAGGAAAUCAAAACCUGAGACAUGCUGCGGUGGAACUGGUGGGUGAGUUUCCACAGCCCGAGGGAGAUUUGGAAGGAGCACCCUACUAUGAUCCUGUAUGAACUACUGUUCUUUGCACUUGCAGUUCUGAGUCUGAAGCAUGCCUUUCGCAACGGUGGAAGGUGGCCCUAUUUGUGGAUGGCUACGCUUGUUCAUGGACUUACAACAGAGACACUGUCUUACUUUGUACCUGACGUUGACAACUUCUGGCAUGCACAGUCCAGUGUCAUGCUUUUAGGCAAACGUCUGCCACUGCACCUUCCUCUGCUCUAUCCUGUAUUUCUUUACCAGUCGUACGCUGCCAUCAGCUGCCUCAGACUACCAUGGUGGGCAGAGCCUUUUGCUGUUGGCUUGGGAGAGCUGCUCUUUGACCUACCAUACGACACCAUGGGUAUAAAGUUACUCUGGUGGACGUGGCAUGACACAGAUCCAAACAUCUAUGACAGACAUUACUGGGUUCCUUGGACAUCGUAUAUAUUUCAUCUUUCAUUUGGCAGCACCUUCAUCUUCCUCACAAAUACAGGCAGGAAAUUCCUAAUAGGAUAUUCAGGGAAGGAUGGAUCUGCAGGGUUUGUCCGAGAGCUUGCUUUGGUGGUCUUUGCAGGGCUGUUCACCUUUCCAGUGGCUGUAUUUACUCAGUUUGUACCAUUCUACCAUUUACCACAUGACCUAUAUGGAAUCCACACCGAGAACACAGUCAUAGGGAUGAUAGGUCUUUAUGUCUUGAUAACAUGGAUAGCUGAUCGGUACAAGCGACAUGAUGAUGACAGGACAGGAUCUGGAGGAAGGUUGUCAUGGUUACAGCAUGAGACCGGACAGGCAGCUGCGCUUUACUAUGUUUUCUUUGUGUGCCUUGUGGUUGUGGCUGAUCCUGAAAAAGUAAUUUCAACAGGGCUUCACCAGCACACAGGAUCGUGCAACAUGACUUCGACCAUAACAUCAGUACUAGGACAGGCCUUGCCUCGGAGGCCCUAUCUCUGCACUGAGAAUUAUGACGAGGGUGUAUUUGACUGGCAUUGCUUGCCUGGUGGGCAGCAUCCCCCUGACAAUUUCACCUGGUACAGUAUUUGUGGUACAGCCUACCCAAACCACGCUGAGUAUAUCUACAACGUUACAGCCUUCUGCCUGCUUGGACUCACUUUCUAUAGGACGGUGUUGCAUGGCUGGCUGAGGCAUGGAACAAGAGUCAAAGCAGAGUAAUGAACCCUAGGAGUGCAAUGAACUCUAGCAGCAUAAUGAACCCUAGCAGUGUAAUGAGCCCUAGCAGUGUAAUGAACCCUAGCAGGAUAAUGAACCCUAGCAGGAUAAUGAACCCUAGCAGUGUAAUGAGCCCUAGCAGUGUAAUGAACCCUAGCAGGAUAAUGAACCCUAGCAGCGUAAUGAACCCUAGCAGCAUAAUGAACCCUAGCGGCAUAAUGAACCCUAGCAGUGUAAUGAACCCUAGCAGUGUAAUGAACCCUAGCAGGAAAAUGAACCCUAGCAGGAUAAUGAACCCUAGCAGUGUAAUGAGCCCUAGCAGUGUAAUGAACCCUAGCAGGAUAAUGAACCCUAGCAGCGUAAUGAACCCUAGCAGCAUAAUGAACCCUAGCGGCAUAAUGAACCCUAGCAGGAUAAUGAACCCUAGCAGAUAAUGAACCCUAGCAGCGUAAUGAACCCUAGCAGGAUAAUGAACCCUAGCAGCAUCGUGAACCCUAGCAGUGUAAUGAACCCUAGCAGGAUAACGAACACUAGCAGCGCAAUGAACCCUAGCAGGAUAAUGAACCCUAGCAGCAUAACAAACCGUAGCAGUGUAAUGAGCCCUAGCAGCAUCACGAACCCUAGCAGCAUCAUGAACCCUAGCAGCGUCAUGAACCCUAGCAGUGUAAUGAUUCCCAGCUUGCAGCAUCUUUACUGUACCUCACCUCUUGCAUUAACAACACAACAUGGUUAAAGAUUUUGAGCAUUUUUCUUCCCUUGACCUUCAUGCCUUGUACAGUUAUACCUUUUACAGUCCCCCUUUUUUGAUACUAAGUACUUUUAACUUGGAGCUAAGAAAAGGGUUGUCUUUUUUAACUUACAUAAGUUAUGAGCAUUUGUCACUUCCUGGUGGUUGUAGUGUAUUUUGUAAUGAGCAUUUAUUUGCUUAACAUUUGUUGACCAGGAAAGUCUGACUAGGAUAGAGCCUAUUUUCAGUGGAGGCCUGGGGAGAAACACUCCA
Messenger RNA from Protopterus annectens (West African lungfish), 2242 nucleotides. RefSeq lists its product as uncharacterized. The record is from RefSeq and is a predicted model, not a curated record. The coding region runs from base 28 to 1245 and encodes 405 amino acids. NCBI's taxonomy places the organism in Eukaryota, Metazoa, Chordata, Ceratodontiformes, Protopteridae. The transcript is spliced from 6 exons.